ACAAACUGAAGCAGCACACAGCAAAAAAUUUAAUCAAGUCAUCCUAACAACGAGCAAGAGUCGAAUAAAUAUUACAGUGCAAAAAUGGAAACUCUGCUGGGUAUCAAGGGUCCUGAUUUUGUCAUGCUUGCGGCAGACACAACUCACGCUCAUUCAGUAAUCGUGAUGAAAGAAGAUGAAAACAAGAUCCACAAGGUGGCCGAUAAUUUGUUGAUUUCGACAGUUGGCGAGUCUGGGGACACGGAACAGUUCACAGAGUUCAUUGCCAAGAAUAUUGCCCUGUACAAGAUGCGCAAUGGCUACGAUUUGAGUCCCCGUUCAGCGGCGCAUUUCACUCGCAAGAAUCUAGCGGAAAGUCUGCGGAGCCGGACCCGUUACCAGGUUUUCAUGUUUGUCGCCGGGUACGAUCCCAAUGAGGGACCCGAACUGACCUUUAUCGAUUAUCUGGCGUCGUCGAAGUCAUUGAAUUAUGCCGGUCAUGGCUACGGCAGCAUGUUCUGCGCCAGCAUCUUCGAUCGCUACUGGCACCCGAAUAUCACCCAGGAAGAGGCCUACGAUGUGCUGAAGAAAUGCGUACUGGAAAUCCAAAAGCGUCUCAUUGUCAACUUGAAGAACUUUAGUGUUGCUGUUGUCGAUAAAAAUGGUGUUCGCCACUUGGACCAAAUCAGUGCCAAGAGUUUGGUUGAUUAUAAUGCGGCCGCUUAAAUUAAGUAUCCAUUAAUCUAAUUUUUUGUAUGCAUUUUAAAUGCAUCUUUUAUGAUGAGGAAUAAAGCAGAAUUAGAGAUUUGGAUUUUUGGUA
This is a messenger RNA of Drosophila grimshawi, 799 nucleotides long. It is a transcript of the gene Prosbeta4, whose product is annotated as probable proteasome subunit beta type-2. Gene Ontology annotation, cellular component: proteasome core complex. The transcript is spliced from 3 exons. Gene Ontology annotation, biological process: proteasomal protein catabolic process. The record is from RefSeq and is a predicted model, not a curated record. NCBI's taxonomy places the organism in Eukaryota, Metazoa, Arthropoda, Insecta, Diptera, Drosophilidae. Bases 85 to 705 code for a protein of 206 amino acids.